Dendroctonus ponderosae (mountain pine beetle) is the source of this 1306-nucleotide messenger RNA. RefSeq names its product serine/threonine-protein phosphatase PP1-alpha. Gene Ontology annotation, cellular component: nucleus; cytoplasm. The record is from RefSeq and is a predicted model, not a curated record. The transcript has 7 exons. NCBI's taxonomy places the organism in Eukaryota, Metazoa, Arthropoda, Insecta, Coleoptera, Curculionidae. The coding region runs from base 245 to 1144 and encodes 299 amino acids. Gene Ontology annotation, molecular function: protein serine/threonine phosphatase activity.
GUUAAAAGAAUGCCGGAUGAUAGAAUGGUAAAACUGCUAUGGGUUGAUGUUCCAGGGAGAAAACGUCCAUUGGGUCGGCCCCGCCUCAGAUGGAGAGAUAAUAUUACAAACAAACCUAAAAGCCAUGAAGAACGAAGAUGGCCCCGAUUGGAUGGAUAGGGAAGGAUGGAGAUAUGUGGUUUAGUCGGCAAAAACCCAGCCAGGGUUGCGAAGCCACGGAUGAUGAUGACGAUGACUAUGAACAAUGGGAGUAAAAAUAAAUUGGCAUUGUCAUGUCAUUGUAAUGGUGCGAGAUGCUAAAAAGACAAAGUUGAUUAAUCUACCGGAAGCCGAUAUAAAAGCGUUAUGCCACAAAGCAAUUCAAAUUUUAGCUUCUCAGCCAAUGCUUUUGGAAUUGGAAGCUCCUAUAAAAGUUGGAGGUGAUAUACAUGGUCAGUUUAACGACCUCCUCAAACUUUUUCAGUUUGGAGGUUUUCCCCCAGAUUCCAAUUAUCUAUUUCUUGGAGACUAUGUCGAUAGGGGCAAACAAUCACUAGAGACGAUGUGUUUGCUUUUAGCCUACAAAAUAAAAUAUCCUGAAAAUUUCUUUUUGUUGCGAGGCAACCACGAAGCAGCUCAAGUUUGUAAAAUAUAUGGAUUUUUCGACGAAUGUAAGAGGCGGUAUAGUACGAAAUUGUUUAAAAUAUUCACAGAUGUAUUUAAUGUAUUACCUGUAGCAGCUUUAAUUGAUGAUAAGAUUUUCUGUUGUCAUGGCGGCCUCAGUCCAGAUCUUCUACACGUUGGGCAAAUUAGAAACAUAAAACGACCUACAGAUGUUCCUGUAGAAGGUUUACUGUGUGAUUUGUUGUGGUCAGAUCCCAGUCCUGAUUUUGGUUGGACUGAAAAUGAUCGAGGAGUAUCAUUUUCAUUUGGUCCUGACGUAGUAAACAAGUUUUUGCAGAAACAUGAUUUUGAUUUAAUUUGUAGAGGACAUCAAGUAGUUGAAGAUGGCUAUGAAUUUUUUGCUCAAAGAAAAUUGAUAACACUCUUUUCGGCACCAAAUUACUGUGGUACAUUCGAUAAUGCCGGUGCACUUAUGUCAAUCAACGAUGAGCUCUUAUGCUCGUUCCAGAUUUUAACGCCGAAAAAGAAACGAAGUUCCUAGCUUAAAAUUUCCUUUUACGAAAAUAAAUGAUAUAAGUUAUAGUUCAUAUCAUUUAGAAAAAUAAAUUUUACAAAUAUAGAAUGUAUAAGUCUUUACAAUUACAUAUUAGGUUACAACCACUGUAGUUAGCACAAAUAAGAAUAAAACGUUUUUCCCAGCUAA